GUCGACCACCAUGUCUGCCGACAUCUACGACUUUCUCUCAUCGCCGCAGGUGGACAGCAUUCUAUUGACCCAUCCAAACCGACUGUUUUCCUCAACUGAGUUCUGCGUCCCAUCUGAGUGGUCGUCCUGGUGGAAUUGGGCUGGACUCGAGGAGGACGAAUUAUCAGGCCCCAAAUGGCUUCUCCUUCUACGGUACUAUGCGCGAAGUCAAGACGGAAAUCAAGCACAGGACUGGAUUUCAAUCCCGGAAGAACUGAAGUCAAUCAUCGACAGGGCGCGACGAAUGCAGGUAUCUCGUGAAAUGGAUGGGCCGGUAGUACUGUCGGUUUCUCCCUCUACCUCUGUCCUUGCACUCGUAGGCCAUGAUCAGGACUCGGAAGCACCGUCGAAAACCCCUGUACGCUCGGAGGAUCGAAUAUUCGGCAUGUCCCCCAAGAAGGCACAUGAGAUCAUCCGCAUGUCAAGUUUCCUCUCCAAGUUCCUUUCAUCGUCGCCGCAACUAGCCUCCGUGAAGCACGCAGUCGACGUCGGUGCAGGGCAGGCAUACCUUUCGCGCGCGAUGAGGGAUAAACUGGGUCUGCACGUCCUCGCCCUAGACUGGAGCGAUGUUCAAAGCAAAGGCGCAGUUCGCAGAGAAACGAUCGGGCCAAAGAAAUGGAAGAGACGAUCUAGUCGAUCAGCAAAUGAUCCAGUCUCAGAUGCAAACAUGACGGGGGAAAGCCAGAAUGGACCGCCGGCAUGCGAACAUGCGAAGACAGGCACUCUCACGUAUAAAACGCUCGAGAUCCGUUCUGACUCUUUACUGUGCGCGGUCAACGAGUGGGCCGAAGAAGUACUGGCAACACAAGGAUCGGAUGCCUCAUCCCCACCAGUGCCAAUGUUGUUCGUAGCCUUGCACGCAUGCGGCUCGCUCACACCUAACGUACUGCGUGCUUUCACUUCCCGUCUGCGAUCUACCGAGCCUCGAACAAUAUGGGUCCCGCGGGCAGCGGUCAUCGUCGGGUGUUGCUACAACCUACUGGAAGCGGGCGACUUUCCUCUCUCAUGUACAUUGAAGCUGCGGUCCCACGAACCGCCAGCUAUGACUUUCACGCCUAACCAUCUCCACCUCGCUGCGCAGAUGCCCGGCCAGUGGCUCCGCACGCAAGACACCCUUUCCGCUGCGAAGCUCGCCGUCCGGAAGGUCGUAUGGCGCGCGGUCCUCCAAAGCAUACUCGAGAAGCACGACGCGUCGUCCGUACAGACCUCAUCUACCAAUUGCGAUGCCGACCUGGACGAAACAGCCAUCAUUAAUGGCGAGACACCCGCUCUGCGGCGCUUGGGAAGGCUGAACGAUUCAGCGUACGCAGACUGGGAGACGUUCGUGGGCCGUGCGCAGCAUCGUCUUGGCAUCAUGCUCGAUCCGGCUUUGUGUGCGAAGGAUCCCUCGACGGAGAGCCGGUUGGAGGUGUUCCAGGUCUUGCGGUGCAUUCUGGGGCCCGUCGUCGAGAGCCUGAUACUGCUUGACAGAGAGGAAUGGCUACGGGAUGAACUGGAGGGCACAAGCAUGAAUGUGCAGUUGGUGAACCUAUUUGAUCAAGCUUCGGGAAGCGCGCGCAAUGUUGCGAUCGUCAUAACGCCUAGAGCGACGACUCAUGGAGGAUGA
Molecule: messenger RNA, 1645 nt
Organism: Fomitopsis serialis
Lineage: Eukaryota; Fungi; Basidiomycota; Agaricomycetes; Polyporales; Fomitopsidaceae
Product: methyltransferase domain-containing protein
Exons: 5
Coding region: 11-1645 (544 amino acids)
Source: RefSeq, a predicted model, not a curated record